Messenger RNA from Postia placenta MAD-698-R-SB12, 1959 nucleotides. RefSeq lists its product as hypothetical. The record is from RefSeq and is a predicted model, not a curated record. Bases 13 to 1842 code for a protein of 609 amino acids. NCBI's taxonomy places the organism in Eukaryota, Fungi, Basidiomycota, Agaricomycetes, Polyporales, Adustoporiaceae. The transcript has 14 exons. Gene Ontology annotation, molecular function: flavin adenine dinucleotide binding; oxidoreductase activity, acting on CH-OH group of donors.
CGUCUUCCGACAAUGGCUGGGGCAGAGCUCGAAUUCGACAUCAUCGUAGCUGGCGGUGGAACGACAGGCUGCGUAGUCGUUGGGAGACUGGCCGCAGCAGACCCCUCCCUCAGCAUCCUCAUCCUCGAAGCUGGUCCGCCAACACAUGAAGAUCUUGCACACGUCCAGCCCGCCCGCUAUCUGACUCACCUCCUUCCCGGUAGCCAGACCGUAAAACGGCAUGUCGGGAAAGAAAGCACGGACGUUGGCGGUCGCGCUCAAAUUGUUCCGUCUGGACAUUGCCUCGGCGGCGGAUCGAGCGUCAACUUCGCCAUGUACGCCCGGGCCGCGGCCUCCGACUACGACGACUGGGCGAACGUCUAUGGCAACCCGGGCUGGGGGUCGGAGGAUCUGUUACCGCUCCUGCGCAAGGCAGAGACAUAUCAGCCGCAGAUUGGCAAGGAGACACACGGGUAUUCGGGUCCCCUGAAGGUCUCAUACGGGGGUCACUUUACCAACGUGGGCCAACAGUGGCUUCAAGUCGCAACCCAGUACGACAAGGAGCGGACCGUGACGGACGACCCGAACGACCUGCAUACUUGCAAUGCGUAUGGCGUGAGUGCCUUCUGCAGUGUCAACGGUCUGAAUCUUUACUGGGUGACUAUGCCGAUGUGCGAUAUUAGGUGGAUCGACGCCGAGACCGGAAGGCGUUCUGACGUUCCGCACCAUUACAUAUAUGACCGCGGUCUGAGGAACUUGACUAUCAUGACUGGGUGGAAUGUGAAGCGAUUUGUACCCAACAAACAGCUCAACCCAAACACAACGCAGAUGGUGCACACCGCGCGUGCUCGGCGGAUGGUUGUGUUGUCUGCUGGAGCGUUCGGCUCCCCUGCCAUCCUGGAGCGCUCGGGGAUAGGCAACGCGAAGCUGCUCCGGGAGCUUGGGAUCGAGUCUCUUGUCGACCUUCCCGGUGUAGGCGAGAAUUAUCAAGACCAUAUCGUGCUAUUCACCCCCUACCAUGUGGCUGAUGAAGCCGAGACUUUGGAUGGGAUCGUUCGGAGCGAGGAGUCUGAGCUCAACAAGUGGUCUGCCCAGUGGCUCAAGGACGGCUCCGGUCUCAUGGCACACAAUGGUAUCGACGCCGGUGUGAAAUUACGGCCCUCGGAGCGGGAGCUUGCGAUCAUAGGACCAGAAUUUCGGCAGCUGUGGUCCGAGUACUAUGCGAACGCUCCUGACAAGCCUGUCAUGUGGCUCGGAAUAUUGGCACAGUACGUCGGUGAUCCUUCUACUGUCCCGGCGAGGAAAUAUUGUUGUGCAGACUAUUUCCUCGAUUAUCCGGCUUCCAUAGGCUAUGUGCACAUCACAUCCACCGACGUCGACGCCCCGCCUGACUUCGACCCCAAAUUCCUCAGCUGCCCAGAGGACCUCGCAUUACUGAGGUGGGGAUACAAGCAUGGGCGUGAGAUUAUACGCCGCAUGCCGCUUUACGAGGGCGAAUAUGCUCCUGCGCAUCCUGCAUUCUCGGAGGAAAGUACUGCGGCAUGUAGGCUCCAGAGGGCUCCUGCGGCGAUCGGCGACCCACCUAUUGUCUACACUCCCCAGGAUGAUUUGGCAAUAGACAAAUUCGUGCGGGAGAAUGCUGGCACCACCUGGCACUCGCUUGGCACCUGCGCCAUGAAGGCACGAGAGGGAGCAGGCGUUGUAGACUCUCGGUUAAACGUCUACGGUGUGCAAGGAUUGAAGGUGGCUGACUUAUCCAUCGCGCCCGCAAACGUAUCUGCGAAUACUUACUCAACUGCAGUCUUGAUCGGCGAAAAAGCGGCCAAUCUCAUAGCAGAAGAGCUCAACAUAUGCACGGUUUGACGCAAGUUCAUCAACAGUGGUUUCCCUAUUUCUGUGAAUCAGUUUUGGCCGUUUUACAAGCUGUUGAGCUCCGUUAUGCAUCAUAUAAAGUGAUUGGGGAGUUCCCUUUCAGAUCCC